AUGCGAAGAAAGAUGGAAGAAGACGACAUCGGAGUGGAUACCCACCAGCCCGCGGAGUUCAACGCGUCCAAAGUUCCAUGCCCCGACCAAAGGGGUUUGUCAAUUCCUGGGGUCGCCUGCCUGGGCACUUCCGCCAUCCCGGCCAACUGGUCGUACACAGGGAUCCACAAUCCACAUGUGUUUUUCUUGCAACUUUUCAUCACCACCCGGUGUAAGAACUAUGCCGAGUAUUCCCACUUAGCCAAAAUCCUAUUGCAAGAAGCACGUGUGCCUUACCACGAGAAUGGAAGGAAUACGGCCUCGCUUGUGCCCGUGGAUUUGUCUCGCUUGUGCCCGCGCAAUGCGGCCACCGUGGGCGACCGCGGCCCUUAUGCAGCGGUCUACUACCUCUGCAGGGGCACUCGCGUCGGCUUCCACUUUCAGACACGAAGGACGCAGAUGGCAGAAUCUGUGGACUCUGAAUAUGACGAAUCCAUCGCCAGCAAAUUGGUGAGCGAGUUGGAGGGCAAGGUGGUUCACGAGGUGGUGGCCGCUGGCAAGGAGAAGCUCAAGGGCUUCGGUGGCGGUGGUGGCGGUGGCCCUGUGGCUGCCACAGGUGGAGGCGCUGCUGCGGCUGGCGGUGCUGCGGAGAAGAAGGAAGAGAAGAAGGUGGUCGAAGAAGAAGAGGAGGAAGAGAUGGAGUUCGACCUCUUUGGCUAG
Molecule: messenger RNA, 699 nt
Organism: Cladocopium goreaui
Lineage: Eukaryota; Dinophyceae; Suessiales; Symbiodiniaceae
Source: the annotation of a GenBank genome assembly